Pieris rapae (cabbage white) is the source of this 2078-nucleotide messenger RNA. RefSeq names its product nucleoside diphosphate kinase 7 (gene nmdyn-D7). Bases 544 to 1689 code for a protein of 381 amino acids. The record is from RefSeq and is a predicted model, not a curated record. Gene Ontology annotation, cellular component: centrosome. NCBI's taxonomy places the organism in Eukaryota, Metazoa, Arthropoda, Insecta, Lepidoptera, Pieridae. Gene Ontology annotation, biological process: GTP biosynthetic process; CTP biosynthetic process; UTP biosynthetic process. The transcript has 7 exons. Gene Ontology annotation, molecular function: nucleoside diphosphate kinase activity.
ACUGUGAUUAGAUCAUCCGGAUCCGUUAAUAUGUGUCGGGGCCUCCUGCGAGCCUUUUUAAUCAGGAAGGGACGGCGCCGAUAUAGCGAUACGUACAUUUAAUAUAGCCAUGUGUCCACUGUACGCCCGUCAGGCCGUUUGUCCUCUGAAAAAGUUCUAGUAAUCCUAUUGUUUUAUUUUUACCUUAUCUUUCAAUUCUAAUAGAUUAACAUGUAUAUAUUUUGGCUGUUUAUAUACGUUAGGAUAUCUCUAGUUCGAACAAGAUAUUAGGGAUAGGGACCGCCGGGACAAUAUUAACAAAACCACAGACUUACAUUGCCUUACCAGACCCAGAGUAUAAGGUUUAAUAUUAUUUCAAUAUACAAACAGUUAAUAUUUUUAAGAGCUGAGAACACUGAAAAUUUCGUUUUAGAUUUAAAAACAUACACAAUGAGUUGUUUCUAUAUUUUGUAAACAGAAUUAGGCGAUAAUUAAUUUAGCCCUUGUUUAUUUUAAUUUCGAGUAUGUACAUGUAAUAUUUUGUUAACAGUAAAAAAUAUUAUUAUGGAAGGGGCAUAUAAAGAAAAAUACUCAUUUAUAGGGGAAUGGUAUGACAACCAAGCAAGCCUGGUAAGAAGAUUUAAUGUAUUUUAUUAUCCGACCGAUGAUACAAUCGAGAUGUAUGAUCUGAAGAACAGGAAGACCUUUUUAAGAAGAGUAAAAGUGAAUGGUAUAACGCUUGACAGUUUCUUUAUUGGGAGUUCUCUUUACAUAUUAGGAAGAUUGGUUAAAAUUAUUGAUUUUGCAUGUGAACAUACAAAGGAAAAACUGCACAAGGAUAUGGAAGUCACAUUUGCCCUUAUUAAACCCAUUCCAUCUAAAAUUACUGGAAAAAUUAUUACCCACUUCUAUGAACACAACCUUAAGAUAACUAAAAUGAAAAAAGCCCGUCUAACAGGGGAUGAUGUAAAUUAUCUUUAUAGGUCUCAAUUAUCAGAUCCCACAUUUCCGUUUCUUUUGGAGCAUCUAUCGGGAGACUUUGUGUAUGGCAUGGAGCUUGUUGGUAAAGAUGCUGUUGCCCUCUCCAAACAGAUAAUUGGUGAUAAAGAUCCAAUGAAAGCCAAACCAGGCACUAUAAGGGCACUUUAUGGAACUGAUCCUGUUAAGAACUGUGUUGAUGUCUCCAAUGAUGCUGAAACUGCUAUUCAGGAUGUGGAAUAUUUUUUUCCCUCACCACCAUUUCAUUUAACAAGGCUUCAAUUGACAGCCACUCUGUCAAACUGCACGCUAUGUAUUGUGAAACCACAUGCCAUACGAGAGGGUAAACUUGGUGCUGCAUUGGAAGCAAUUGACGAAGGUGGAUUUGAUAUCACAGCUUUGAACAUGUUCAUAGUUGAAAAUAUCAAUGCGGCAGAGUUCUAUGAAGUUUAUAAGGGAAUUGUUCAAGAAUAUAAGGGAAUGGUGGAAGAGCUGUCAAGUGGUCCAUGUAUAGCAAUGGAAAUUGUUGCGAAGGAUAAGCGUACUAAUACAGCUAUUGAGUUUAGAAAAUUAGUGGGACCAUCUGAUCCGGAAAUUGCAAGAUUAUUACGUCCAAACACAAUGCGAGCUAAUCUUGGGAAGACAAAGGUGCAAAAUGCUGUACACUGUAGUGACUUAGCAGAGGAUGGCUUACUUGAAGUGGAAUAUUUCUUCAAAAUUUUAAAUUUGUAAUGUUUUAUGAUUUAUAUCAAUGUUUAUUUACUGAUAUUAGGUAUAUUUUUGAAGCCGAAGGUCUAUCACGCUUUUAUAUUAUUCAAUUUUUUUUAAUAUUGCUCUUUGAAUAUUGCAUUGGCCGAUAACAUUUUUUUCAGUUGCUAUAAGCAAAUAUGUGGUAAAUACCAUAUAAAUCUUUGGUUCAAGAGAGAGAUUAUAUAGUAAAUGGAUCCAAUCUAUCUAAUCUAAUCUAAUAAAUGGUACUAAAUAAUAUUACUCUCCGUACGAUAUUUCUAGGCUGCUACACAAUUGUUAGUCAUAUAUGUAAUAGGUUAUAAAAGACUGAUUUUGAUUAGUUAUUAGAUUAUAUUUUGUGCUGUUACUGUGGGAUUAAUAAAUAAAUUAUG